GCUCCUUUGGUUGUGUUGCUGGCUAGUGCCGAAAGACAACAACGCGACGAGAGGCAACGACGCGACGCGUUCGGCAUGUCCGAAGAAGAGUUUCGGAGACAUUUUAGGCUCUCCAAAGACAUAGUGCGACGUCUGUGUGAUGAGCUCGAAGGACAUCUUGGACCUCGAAGAUUUCGUGGUGUUGACACUACAAUGAAAGUGCUGUGCGCGCUGCGGUUUUUUGCCACCGGCAGCUUUCAGCAGUGCGUCGGAAAUGAGGAAGCGAUUACACUGUCGCAGCCUUCCGUCAGCCGAAUCAUCACAGCCGUCGCCAAAGCCAUUACGGUUGUCGGCAAGGAGAAAGGAUGGGUGAGAUUUCCAUCCACGGCGCAACAGAAAGCCGCCGUCAAGGAAGGCUUUCUUAGCCGUGGGAAAAUCCCAGGAGUACUAGGAUGUGUGGACGGGAGUCUGGUAGCUAUCGUUCGCCCCAAGAAGCUCGGCCCCGGCGAAACAGAAUCCUACUGGAGCCGUAAAGGGUAUUACGCCCUGAACUGCAUGGUCGUGUGCGACGCGAACCUCAAAAUCCUGGCAAUUGACCCACGGUUUCCGGGAUCGUGCCACGACUCUUUCGUCUGGAGGCAUUCAGCGUUUCGCCGCCACCUCACUCGUGGCCUGUUACUGCAUGGAGAAGUCUUGCUUGGGGACUCUGGGUACCCGCUAGAGCCAUGGCUCAUGACUCCUGUGCCUGGUCACCCAAAUCGCCUCACGGCAGAGGGGCGCUAUAAUGAGGCACACGCAUCAAUGCGAAAUGUCGUUGAGCGGUGCAUAGGAGUCCUCAAGAGCCGCUUCCGAUGCCUGCAGAGGUAUCGGGUACUUCACUACUCGCCUCAGAAAGCAGCCACUAUUGUUGCAGCUUGUGCAUCGCUGCAUAACCUCUGCCUUGCAGCAGGCGUGCCUCUGCCAGACGACCCAGAUGACGACGAUGCACAUGAUGACAGCGCACAGGGGCCAGCCCAGGCACAAGUGCCACUUCAAGUACAGGUACCACCACAGGCGCACCCUGUACAGCCUUCUCGAGCUUUGUUUCAAGGAGGCCGUGCGGUGCGCGAAUCCAUAGUUGGUGUGUUUCGGCUGCCCAGAAAUUUGCGCAUUGCCUACCUUCAAAGUGUGCGCCGGCGCAUUCGCUGGCAAAUGAGGCGGAGACAUGUGCUGGUGUAACAUGUUUUAUUUUUUUUUUCAUGAAGUAAAUAGGCUGUGCACUUCAACAUAACACAUUGUGUGUGCUCACAUGUGGCUAAUCGUAGUAUGCCGGAUAGAAAGAGGGAUAGUAUCGUGGUAUCGGAUAGAAAGAGGGGGUGGAGUGGCAAUAAUGGUCAAAAGCGGUAUAGUAUUUUCUGUUUUAGAUGGUCCAAGUAACAUUGAAUCAGUAUGGAUAAAAGUUAGGUUAAAUAACCGCUCGGUGAUAGUAGGUGGUGUGUACAGAGCCCCAAACUCCCUUGUAGACAUGCUUGUUAGCUUAAGAAAUUUCAUGGACAGGAAUUUAAAACAGGAUGACUCAAUCCUACUUCUAGGUGAUUUUAACUUAUUUUUUGUAUUUAUUUAUCUCACAAUACUGCAGGCCAGAUCGGCCCAAGCAGGAGGGGCAUGAAAACAUAAAUCGUGACAGCACGCAUAUGCAAAAAAAAAAGAUUACAUUGCAUGUAACGUACAAGAGAAUAAAAAAUGAACAAUGACAGAGCACAAACUAAAAACAAUGAACAUUGAAACUGCUUACUUUCUAUUGAAGAAAUAAAGUUUGAAGGGCCUGUUGUACGUCAGGAGAGCGAAAAAUCGAUUCAGGAAGCGCGUUCCAAUCAGCUAUUGUUUGAGGAAAAAAACUGCGCUUAAAUGAGUUUGUUUUAGCAAAUAUAGGCUGUAAUGCGUGUUCGCUAUAAUGUCGGGUCCUUCGGGUUGUGGAGUGCCUGAGGAAUGAGGGGCGAGCAAUGUUAAGCUUUCCUGCCAAAAUUUUAUGAAGGAAAGAAACGCGGCUAAGUUGUCUACGUGUACUAAGCAACGGGAUAUUAUUGUCCUUCAUAAGUUGUGUUGGGGAGUCUGACCUUCUGUAUUUAUGAAAAACAAAACGUACUGCCUUUCUCUGAAUAAGCUCUAAUUGAUAGAUGUCUUUCUUAGUGUGGGGGUCCCAAAUUACGGACGAGUAUUCAAGUUUGGACCUGAUGAAAGCUUUAUAAGACAAGAGCUUAAUAUGGCUAGGAGUAUGUUUUAAUUUUCGUCUCAAGAAACAGAGCUUCGAGAAUGCAGUUGAACAGAUCUCAGAAAUAUGAGUGCCCCAGGUUAAUCGGUUGUUAAGAGUUAUUCCUAGGUAUUUAUACUGUGAGACCUCUCUAAUGUGACUGUUGUGGAGGCAGUAUUGGUAACAGCUAAUAUUUCUUUUUCGCGUAACUCGGAGAAGUACACUUUUAUCAAUGUGUAAAUCCAUGUUCCAUUCUUCACACCAGUUACAUAUUUUAAGGAAAGAUUGUUGGAGCAAUUUAUGGUCUUCUAUUGAUGUUAUUUCUUUAUAUACAACGCAGUCAUCUGCGAACAAUUUUACUGACACUGACCGCGGAAUUACAUUUAUUAAAUCAUUUAUAUAUAUUAAGAACAGCAGAGGUCCCAACACACUACCUUGCGGAACACCGGAAGUAACUGCAAGCGAUUCAAAAAGGGUGCCAUUCUCAUCAACAGACUACGCUCUACCACUUAAGUAUGCUACGACUCAUUCUACAAGAUACAGCGGAAGACCAAUCAACUGCAAUUUAUAAAGAAGCUUUGAAUGCGGUACCUUGUCAAAAGCUUUCGCCAUAUCAAGAAAAAAACAUCGAUCUGUCCCGAGUUAUCCAGUAUGCUGAGAAAGUCAUGAACCGUCGUAAUUAUUCGAGUAGUGGUUGACAUGCCCUUCCUGAAACCAUGCUGAAAAGGUGAUAGGAUGUCUUUUUCCUUUAAAAAGUCAUUUAUAAAGCGGGCCACGAUGUGCUCUAGGAGUUUGCAGGAUGUAGAAAUAAUUGAUACCGGUCGGUAAUUAGUCACGAGUAGCUUAUCCCCUUUUUUAUAGAUCGGUACAACACGAGCCUUCCUCCAAUCCUUAGGUAACUCACUGGUUUGCAGAGAUAAAGUGAAAAUUUUAGCAAGGUGCUCCGAGAUAUGGUCGGCAUAACGCUUUAAAAAAGCAUUUGGAAUGCCAUCAAGACCAUGACCUUUCCGAAUAUUUAUUUUACGAAGCAGCGACAAAACCCUUUCUGUGGUAAUGACAGGAACCUCGCUAGGAUCGAUGGAUUGUUUCGGUGCAUCAAAAACCAUAUCUGAAAGGCCCCCAAAAACAGUUUGAAAGUAUCCAUUGAAGAGCUGAGCUAUUUCCUUCCCGUUGGUAACGAGGCUCCCAUCAUCACUUUUAAUUUCUUUUAUGACCUCUUUUUGAUGGCCAAGGUAAUUCCAAAACUUGCAGGGAUCUGUUAUUAUGAAUGAAGGAAGAGUAACCCUAAAAUAAUGCGAUUUUGAAGUGGACAGUUUCUGUGCUAAUUCAUGUUUUAAAUUCAGCAAAUACUGAGGAGAUGUAGAAUGAUGUCGCCUAAGACGUUGAAGUCUCCGCUUCAAAUGAGUAAUAUCACGACUCACCCAAGGGUUACGACGCUUAUUUCUCACUCUCCGUUGAGGUACAAAAUUUGCGAUAGAAAAUAAUAUGCCUUCCUUGCCCGGAAUUGACUGGAAUACGCGCUCCUUUAGUCAAACGGAUAGCCUAGCUGUGAAGAACUAAUUGAGCUUGCAUUUUGUUAUAACCUAACUCAAGUUGUAGAAGGUUACACCAGAGUAUGCGAAACAUCAUCAUCACUUCUAGACCUAGUCUUUAUAUCCUCAGAACUGCUACCACAUCUUUGUGAUUGCGAACCCUGCGAAGGUAUAUCAGAUCACAAAAUUGUAAUAAUGGUUUUAGAUAUGGUGCCAGAUCGUUCGCAUAGUAAACGUAAGACGUUUCUAAACUUUGCUGCCGCUGACGACGUUGGCGUGUUGGAAUGCCUCGGGGGUUCAUUUGAUGAUGUUAUGCAUCUUGCCAAUAAUGGUGCUACCAUAGACAAAUUAUGGGCCUACUUUUCAAACAUGGUGGAACAUUGUAUUACACACUUUAUUCCCAAGCUUUCAAAAUGUACAAGGAAGAAGAAUCCCUGGAUAACAAAAGAAAUCGUACACAUGAAGUGGAAAUUAAAAAGAAAACAGAGGGCAAACAGGAUUGAGUCUGUUCCUGGCAAUAGCAGUACCAUUAGCCAAAUGAGUAAGCAACUCAAGCAUCUUGUCAAGGUAGCUAAGGACAAGUUCUACAAUGUAACACUAAAAAAAUUUUUAAUAGAGGCACCUACCAAAUUUUGGCGCUAUGUUAUUCCUUCGAAGCCUCGAAAAAAUGGAGACAAAAAUAAUGCAGAGAGAGCUGAGAACCUCAACACGUUUUUUCAUUUGUCUUCGCUUCUGACGACGGCUUGUCACCAAAAGUAGCAGACGCACCUGGCUGCCCUCCAGUUCAAGACUUAGAAGUCACAGAGCAAGGAGUGCUUAACUUGCUGCUUCAAUUGUCUGUAAAGAAAAGCCCAGGCCCUGAUGGAAUCCCCAAUGAAUUCCUGCUUAGAUAUGCAGAGUGGGUUGCCAAAUACCUCACAAAAAUUUCUCAAAUAUCCAUUACCUCGAGUUCUUUCCCGUCCAUUUGAAAAUAUGCCAAAGUUAUUCCGGUCCAUAAGAGUGGUUCUACAUCGGUUGUCAAUAAUUUCCGACCAAUUUCUCUCCUUUGUACAUGUUCUAAGUUGCUUGAGCAUAUUGUAUUUAAGUGCCUUAUGGAAUAUCUUGAACACAAUAACAUACUUCAUCCUUCUCAACAUAGGUUCCGAAAAGGCCUUUCUACAAUCACCCAGCACAUAGAAACCGUUCACGAUCUUUCCGAGGGAAUAAACAGCCGUGGCCAAACUGACAUAUUGUUCUUGGACUUUUCAAAAGCAUUCGAUAAGGUAUCCUAUCCAAAUUGCUGCUAAAGAUUAAUGCUAUAUUCAGGAAUUCCAAAAUAACACACUGGUUUUCUUCCUAUCUCUCCUCCCGUAAACAGUUUGUACACCUCAAAGGUUUUCAAUCGUCGUCUUCCCCUGUGGUUUCAGGUGUUCCACAGGGAAGUGUCUUGGGCCCCCUUUUAUUUUUGGUUUUCAUAAAUGACCUCCCAAACGCUAUCUCGGUCCCAAUCAGACUUUUCGCUGACAACUGUGUCGUAUACAAAACAAUUAGGACCACAACUGAUCAAGAACUGAAUGCUAAUCUGCAUGCAAUAGAACAUUGGUGCGCUAAGUGGCAGAUGGUGCUUAACUCUGACAAAUCCGUAAUUAUGUCUGUUACUAGAAAGAAAAAUAUAAUGAUAUACCGUUAUUCCAUUGCAGGUAAACCAGUUAAUAGAGUACAUCAGCAUAAGUAUCUCGGCUUAGCCUUCACUUCUGACCUAUACUAGAAUACACACUUAGACAAUGUGUGCGCAAAGCAAUUUGGGCACUAAGACGCAAAAUCCGUAAUGCAACUCCCGAUGUAAAAACACUCACUUAUAGCACCCUUGUAAAACCUGUAAUUGAAUAUGGCAAAAUUGUUUGGGAUCCUUACACUGCGUCUAAUAAAUUAAAAAUUGAGAAAGUUCAGAAACUUGCUUCCCGUUUUAUUUUCAAUAAAUAUCGCCAAACUGAUUCACCAACCGAAUUAUGUAAAUUAGCAAACCUUAAAAGUUAGGAAUACUGCACUAAGGUAGAUAGGCUGAAGUUUCGUUACCUUUUAAUUCAUGGCCACUUGCAUAUGAACACAUCACCAUAUUUUACAAUACACCCUAAUGAGACAUCAAGACAUCGCCAUUCCAUGUACAUUCCUGUGCCGCGUUCUUAUAACGAUUGUUGUAAGUACAGUUUUUUUCCUCGUGUUAUUAAAGAAUGGAACAUGCUGUCCGAUUCCAUUGUAAAUAUUAACUCCCUCGAUGCCUUUCUAGAAUGUCUGAAAUCUUACCUGGACCGUAGUACACCAAUGUAAUAGUUGUGCCUCAGCACUUGCAUGCGUUUUCUUAUCUACUGUUUGAUUUUUCCUUUGUCUUUUGUGUCAAUAUCGUAGUUGUGAAAUGUACAUUGUUUAGAAUGUGAAUUUAUUAGAUUUUCCACUCCUGUAAUAGCCUGAGAAAGGCUGACAGCAUCAAUAAAUGAAUGAAUGAAA
Dermacentor albipictus is the source of this 6225-nucleotide messenger RNA. Its product is annotated as putative nuclease HARBI1. Lineage: Eukaryota; Metazoa; Arthropoda; Arachnida; Ixodida; Ixodidae. The record is from RefSeq and is a predicted model, not a curated record.